AAGGCUGUUGCACUCUGUUUUCAAUAAGAUUUUUUGGGGUGGAUCAGCUGGAGAUGGGAGACCCCUCAGAUGUAAGCCUGACUCCAGAGGAGCGUGUUCGGGCUCUAACUAAAAAAGGCAGCUCUGUGGAAGUCAGUGAUGAUGUUCCUCCUCGGCGAUACUUCCGUUCCGGCAUGGAGCUAAUCCGCAUGGCCCAUGUGUAUACAGAAGAGGGCAACAUCGAGCAUGCCUUCAUCCUCUACAACAAAUAUAUCACAUUGUUCAUUGAGAAACUUCCCAAGCAUCGGGAGUACAAAACUGCCAACAUUCCAGAGAAGAAGGAUACACUCAAGAAACUGAAGGAUAUAGCAUUUCCCCAAGCAGAGAUCCUGAAAAAAGCACUUUUGAAAAGAUUUGAACUAGAAUAUUCAAAUUAUCUACUAAAAAAGAAAGCGGAGGAGGAGGCUCUGGCCCAGGAGCAGUCGAGGCAGCAGGCACUGGACGCGGAGCGGGUGCGCGUGGCUGAGAUGCUGCGCAGACAGAGAGAGCAGGAGCAGUUCAGUGCCUUUGAAGAGAUGAUCCGCCGCCAGGACCUGGAGAAAGAGCGCCACAAAGUCCUGUUGGAGUUUGCCACACCUGUGACUCCUGUGACUCCUGUGACCCCUGGCCCAGACACACCACUUCUUCCUGGUAUCAUGGGCCCCCCAGCACUGGGUCCCAGCGCUCAAGCCAGCAUCACAAACCCACAGCACCAGCAUUCAGCUGUCAGCUCCCCCACACCCGUCCCUCCUGCUUUUGACCGCUCGCUGAAGCCUGGCUCUCUCAGCCACAGCGGCAGCAAUACAAUGGUAGAUGCCCUGCGCCAGCUGUUUAUACCCUCAGAGCUGUGCCAGAGGUUUCUGCAGUUGGCAGAGGCCAAUACCAUCCGAGCAGUGGAAACAUGUGGCAUUCUUUGUGGCAAAUUGACAAGAAAUGCCUUCACAGUGACCCAUGUGAUUGUUCCAAAGCAAUGUGGAGGCCCUGACUACUGUGACACAGAGAAUGAGGAGGAACUCUUCCUCAUACAGGAUCAGUAUGACCUCAUUACUCUAGGCUGGAUACAUACCCACCCCACUCAAACGGCCUUCCUGUCCAGCGUGGACCUGCACACGCACUGUUCCUACCAGAUGAUGCUGCCCGAGGCCAUCGCCAUUGUCUGCUCACCUAAAUUCAAUGAAUUUCUGGGGGCUUGAAUUUGCUCGAAAAUUCUACUCUUCAAAUAUGAGGGCAUCUUUGAAGGACUGUGGAAAGUGCAAUGUUAAAGACAGAGGUUUGAUAUUGAACAUACACCUUUUAUUUUAAAAUUGAGCCUCUGUGAUGCACGCUCUACAAGACAUUAAGUGUUAAAAAUGGAAAAAAUUAAUUUGGUGCCAUCUUUACCGUGUUAUACCAAAAAAAUGACAGCACCCAUUUUUUUUAACAUAUCCAAAAUUUGUGAUGGUGUUCUGCCUUAUUUUUGCAAAAUGAAUUUUUGAAAAUAUGGUGUCCGCAUACACGCAGAGCAUUCAUGGACUAUGAAAGCACUUUCAGAAGUCAAGAAAACACUCUGAAUAUUUAACACACAUCUUAAAUUUUUAAAAAUGCUUGAUUUGAUUACUCAACUACUGUAAAUUAUCUCAACUCUUUGAAACUUUCAGAUGUUUUGGUGUAACACUCCUGAAUUGUAAAUAAGCAUCCUGUUGUAGUGCUAGAAACAUCUAUUUUAGAAAUGAUGUGUUGUAAAGGUACCCAGCCCUAAUCUAUGGAAGCCCUGAGCCACAAGUGUAAGAACACCAUCACAAAUUUUGGAUAUGUUAAAAACAGACAUCUAGUCUUUCUAAAACAGUCCAUUUUAUGUUGGUGGGUGCUGACAUUUUUUUGGUAUAACAUGGUAAAGAUGGCACCAAAUUUAUUUUUUCCAUUUUUAACACUUAAGAUCUUCUAGAGCAGGGGUCUCAGACUCGCGGCCCGGGGGCCAACUGCGGCCUGCGGAAGGAUUUUUUGCGGCCCUCCACUUGAUUCCAAAGAAUAAUGUCAGUGCGGCCCGCGGUAGAUGUAUGCACAAUCCCACCCCCCUACCGCGGGCCGCACUGACAGAUGAAGCUGCAAUCGGUGCCCAUACAGAUUCACAACAGAUUAUUAACGCAGUUUACAUCCCAAAACUCAAUUUACAGCAGUUGUGAAGCAACAAGUUUAAGUGGAUCUGUUAAUACAAGUACACGUGCACAUACGGCAUCGCCGAAGAACCAAAACAAACCACACAUGGUGGUACACGUGUGCACACUUCACUUUACGCUCCCACAGCCACAGUAUCAGAGUGCAGAGGAGGCGCUGACAGAAUUCCCCUGUUCAUAAGUAUGGGACCUUUAUUGGAGAGGCUAAUAAGAAAUAAAAAGACACUGACAGUCUGUUUACCUGCUCAACACUCUGUGCGUAACUUGCUGGCAACCCGAUGACCAAGCUCCACCUGUGCGUCGCCGAAAUCCACGCGCACUCAGCGGCAAACACAGCUGUCCCAUCAAUAUGCAAGCACCACAAAACUGCAGUGAUCUAUUCCAGAGGCUUGGCGACAUGUUAGCAAAAAGUACUAGGCAAAAACAAGCGUCUUCCAUCCAUGUUUGACAUACGAGAAGCAGAUACACUCCAGUGUGGUCCGCAUUCACACCGGCAAACGAACCAAAAACUGGUCCGAUUAACGAGCCUCUAUAUCCCGGUAGAACAGCGAUAUCUCCAGUAACCAAUACUGAUGUUCCCUGUUAAUACCGCGGGCCGUCCUCAUCUUAUCACCAUGAACUCAUAAAACAGCAACAUGUAGAACUUUGUACAAACUCACCGCAUCAGUCCUGAGUUCGGGAAACAGCAGCAGCCGACAGCGCUCACAGUAGCGCGCAGCUCCUCAGGACGGCCCUGGGGUCUGGUCCUUGGUCUUCUGUCGUCCUACAAGCGCGUUGGUCAGAUGGUCCGGAGGCUCUGUCCUCCAUGUGCUGGUUCCAGAUGGUGGCGAGCAAGACCAGUGCGCAAUGACUGGGUCUGAACGGGUACGUUCCGCCGUCUGCGCGCUGGUUCCGUGUUCCGUGCGGGGAAAGCGAAAAUGCGCUGUGGACUACCUACAGGUCUGUGCUGCUCCUGUCCUCCGCGCUCAAGAACCGCGGCUGGUUCCGAGGUGGAGCAAAGCAUCUGGACAGAAGUGUGAAUCCAGUUUAGUUGGUGUCCGCAUUUGGUUCUUCCCGGGAAAAGCGCUUUUCGCUCCCCGCUCCACGUCAUCUGAGCCUGGACAGAACCGGAGCUGCUCCUGCUGGUUCAGGACUCCGGUUUGGAUCUAGUCCGACUGUAUUUCUCACACUAGGCUAAAAGCAGGACAUUUUUUAAAGGUGAAUCAACUGAAUGGGCGAUUGCCUAUUGCCAUAAAAUUAUUUGGUUAAUUAAAGCCUAAAAUAACAAAUGCUGGUUCCUACAUGAUCACGGGGAACACCGGGAUCUCUCUGUGCGUGCAGGUCCUGAACAGAAGUACACACCCCCAAUUUUGACUCACUCUGGAACCACACGUUCGCACAUACUUGCUCUGAUCUUCGUGUGUUACAUUCUCUGUAUUGGCCAUUGUUGGUAAAAUAAUUCGAAAAUGAAUCGCGGCUGCGUCUGGACAACAAUCUGUUACUGCGCUGGAGUCGUACAGCGUGUCAUUACAGGCAGGAGACGCGUUUCUCCCAUGAUGCAUCUAGAAUAGUUCGUUUGGACCUGCUGUCUAUGGUUUGGACCCGGGUUCGCGUUCACACCAGAGGAACCGCACCAAAGUUGGUCAUUUGGGUGCGGAUUCAAGCGAACCGAGACCACCUCUUUUUGAGGUCUCGGUCCACUUGAGUUGGUCCGGGUCCAAGUCCGAUUGACGCUUUCACACCAACGCAAAGGAACCGAACUAACCACUUCUGGUUCGAAUGGAUCGUUUGGUGCGCACCAAAUACUGUUGGUGUGAAAGCACCUAUACAGGUCAAGGCUCACUGAUGAGCAUCUUCAGUCUAUCCUGAGGAUCUGCUUCCUCCUGCAAGCCAAAUAUCUCUCAGCUGUACAAGAUGAAUCGUAGCCAGGUUUCAACCAGCAAGGAGUAGGCAAAAGAAGAAGAGUAGACGUAUUAGUUUAAACUUACGUUCUGAAUACAUUUUCAUGUUCUGAACUGUUAUUAAAGAUUAAGAAAGUGUGUUGCA
Molecule: messenger RNA, 4196 nt
Organism: Boleophthalmus pectinirostris (great blue-spotted mudskipper)
Lineage: Eukaryota; Metazoa; Chordata; Actinopteri; Gobiiformes; Gobiidae
Product: STAM-binding protein-like A
Exons: 9
Coding region: 54-1211 (385 amino acids)
Biological process (GO): protein K63-linked deubiquitination
Cellular component (GO): cleavage furrow; endosome
Molecular function (GO): metal-dependent deubiquitinase activity; K63-linked deubiquitinase activity; protein binding
Source: RefSeq, a predicted model, not a curated record